Molecule: messenger RNA, 3678 nt
Organism: Morchella sextelata
Lineage: Eukaryota; Fungi; Ascomycota; Pezizomycetes; Pezizales; Morchellaceae
Exons: 3
Coding region: 1-3678 (1225 amino acids)
Biological process (GO): mRNA splicing, via spliceosome
Cellular component (GO): intracellular anatomical structure; spliceosomal complex
Molecular function (GO): RNA binding; ATP binding
Source: RefSeq, a predicted model, not a curated record
AUGACGCCCGACCUCCCCCCGGGGCUCACAGAGCAAUACACAGCGCACCUCGCCCAGCAGCUGCAGUCCCACCUCUCCACGCCCACGCCCAACACCUACCUCGCCGCCAACAUCAUCAAGAUCGCGCGCGACCAGCCGGGCCCCAAGACGUUCAUCGCGGCCGUGCAGACGCUCGGAAAGUACUCUGACGAGUUCCUGGCGGGCGUCUACGACGAGGUCAAGCAGCGCUCGCGCCACACCGCCUUUGCGGCGCCGCCCGAACGCGCACAUGGCGGCAGCGGCGGCGGCGAGAUGCCCGGGGGGCUGCUGGUCCCGCGUAAUGGCGGCAGGGACAGCGAGGCGGGGAAGAAGGAGAGUAGGCUGGGGCUGGAUAGGCUGGCAAAGAGGAUUAAGCUGGACUUGGAGGGCGGGAGAGAUGCGGAGGAGGCGGCGGGGAAGGGGGAGGAGGUGAAGGAGGUUGUGGAGUUUAAGAAGCCGGCGCUGCCGGUCGGGAGGCAUAUCAGGGAGCGGAGGAUGGACACGCCCUCGCACGGCGGCGGGCUCUCGCAGGCCGCGCGCGAGAAGCUGAAUGCCCACCGCGCCCGCCGGCUGGGUGCUGGUGACGACAGAGAUAGGGAUAGGGACCGCGGCAGAGACGACCGCGGCGGCGGCGGCGACAGGCGGGCCGACUACGCCUACCGCGACUCCAAAUACACGCCGCAGAACCUGCGGCGGCACGACCCCACGCCGCUCCGCGACGCCGGCCGCUACGCUAAUGCCCGCCCCUCCACCGCGCGCUCCUCGCGCUUCGGCAACGCCACGCCGCGCAUGCCGUCCACGUUCGACCGCGACCUCGAGGACGGGCCGGCCAUUGGUGGUGGCGGUGGUGGUGCGGACGACAGCGCGCUCGACCGCGACUGGUACGCCGGCGACGAGCUGGGGCACGCGUUCGGCGACGAGACGCACAACCCGUUUGGCAGCGCCGACAACACGUGGGCCGACCAGCAGCGCGAGCAGGCGCUGCUCGAGAAGAAGCAGGGCAAGCGCAUGAGCGCGCGCGCGCAGCAGAAGAUGAAGGAUGUCGACGCGUGGGAGACCAACAGGAUGCUGACCAGCGGCGUGGCGCAGCGCGCGGACUAUGGCGAUGACGAGCUGGAUGACGAGGAGGAGGUGCGCGUGCAUCUGCUGGUGCAUGAUCUCAGGCCGCCGUUCCUCGACGGGAGGAGGGUGUUUACGAAGCAGCUCGAUCCGAUCCCGGCGGUGAGGGACCCGCAGAGCGAUAUGGCCGUGUUUAGUCGCAAGGGGAGCACGCUCGUGAAGGAGAAGCGCAUGCAGCGCGAGCGCACCAAGCAGGCGCAGGAGGCGACGAACAUCGCGGGUACGGCGCUGGGGAAUGUGUUGGGGGUGAAGGACGACGACGAUACGGACUCUGCCGCCGUGCUCGCGGCGGACAGCGCGGAGGGCGAGGGGAGCGGCAGUAACAAGUUCUCGGAGCACAUGGCGAAGCAGAAGCCGCAGGAGGGCGGGGGCAGCGAGUUGACGAAGGGGCGGACGCUGCGGGAGCAGCGGGAGUUCCUGCCGGCGUUUGCGGUGCGCGAGGAGGUGCUGAGGGUCAUUAGGGAUAACCAGGUUGUGGUUGUGGUGGGCGAGACGGGCAGCGGGAAGACGACGCAGUUGACGCAGUUUCUGUAUGAGGAUGGAUAUGGCAAGAAUGGCAUGAUUGGCUGCACGCAGCCUAGGAGGGUGGCGGCCAUGAGUGUUGCGAAGAGGGUCAGUGAGGAGAUGGAGGUCAGGCUGGGCGGGCUGGUGGGGUAUGCGAUCCGGUUUGAGGACUGCACGAGUGAUGAGACGGUGAUCAAGUACAUGACCGACGGCGUCCUCCUCCGCGAAUCCCUCGUCGACCCCAACCUCGACAAGUACUCCUGCAUCAUCAUGGACGAAGCCCACGAGCGCGCCCUCAACACCGACGUGCUCAUGGGCCUCAUCAAGAAGAUCCUCGCGCGCCGCCGCGACCUCAAGCUCAUCGUCACCUCGGCCACCAUGAACGCCGAGCGCUUCUCGCGCUUCUACGGCGGCGCCCCCGAGUACAUCAUCCCCGGCCGCACCUUCCCCGUCGACGUGCUGUGGUCCAAGUCGCCGUGCGAGGACUACGUCGACGCCGCCGUCAAGCAGGUGCUGCAGAUCCACGUCGGCCAGGGCUCCGGCGACAUCCUCGUCUUCAUGACGGGCCAGGAGGAUAUCGAGAUCACGUGCGACGUCAUCGCGGAGCGCCUCAAGCAGCUCAAUAACCCGCCGAAGCUGAACAUCCUGCCGAUAUACUCGCAGAUGCCGGCAGACCUGCAGGCAAAGAUCUUUGAGCGCGGCGAGGGCGGCGCGCGCAAGGUCAUUGUGGCCACGAACAUCGCGGAGACCUCGCUGACCGUCGAGGGCAUCAUGUACGUCGUCGACGCCGGCUUCUCGAAGCUCAAAGUCUACAACCCGCGCAUGGGCAUGGACGCCCUCCAGAUCACGCCCAUCUCGCAGGCCAACGCCUCGCAGCGCUCCGGGCGCGCCGGCCGAACAGGCCCGGGAAAGGCAUACCGCCUGUACACGGAGCAGGCGUUCCGCAACGAGAUGUACCUGCAGACCAUCCCCGAGAUCCAGCGCACCAACCUGUCCAACACCGUGCUGCUGCUCAAGUCGCUCGGCGUGCGCGACCUGCUCGAGUUCGACUUCAUGGACCCGCCGCCGCAGGACACCAUGACCACGUCGCUGUUCGACCUGUGGGCGCUCGGCGCCCUCUCCAACAUCGGCGACCUCACGGGGCUCGGCAAGACCAUGGCAAACUUCCCCAUGGAGCCCAGCCUCUCGAAGCUCAUCAUCAUGAGCGUCGACUACGGCUGCUCCGAGGAGAUGCUGACCAUCGUGUCCAUGCUCUCGGUGCCGAGCGUGUUCUACCGCCCCAAGGAGCGCCAGGAGGAGAGCGACGCUGCGCGCGAGCGCUUCUUUGUCGCCGAGAGCGACCAUCUGACGCUGCUGCAUGUGUACACGCAGUGGAAGAGCAACGGGUACUCGGACCGGUGGUGCGUGCAGCACUUUCUGCAGCCCAAGGCGCUGCGGCGCGCGAAGGAGAUCCGCAACCAGCUGAUGGACAUCAUGAAGUUCCAGAAGAUGGCGCUGAGCAGCUGCGGGACGGACUGGGACCUGAUACGGAAGUGCAUUUGCAGUGGGUAUUAUCACCAGGCCGCGAAGGUGAAGGGGAUAGGCGAGUAUACGAAUCUGAGGACGAGUGUGACGGUGCAGUUGCAUCCGACGAGUGCGCUGUAUGGGUUGGGGUAUCUGCCGGACUAUGUCGUCUACCACGAACUCAUCCUCACCUCCAAAGAAUACAUGUCCACGGUCACCGCGGUCGACCCGCACUGGCUCGCGGAGCUCGGCGGCGUCUUCUACAGCGUCAAGGAGAAGGGCUACUCGGCGCGCGAGCGCCGCACAACAGAGAACGAGAUCAACAAGAAGAUGGAGAUCGAGGCCAAGAUGGCCGAGGACAAGGCGCAGCAGGAGGAGGACCUGGCGAACGCGCGCGCGCGGGAGGAGGCUAUGGCGGGGAGGGGGGUGGCGCAGAGGCGGCCGGCGACGAGUGCCGUGGUUAGGAGGCCGGGGACGGCGGUGGGGGUGGUCAAGAGGCCGAUGACGCCGAGUUUGAGGAGGAGGGGGUUUUAG